AUGGAAAAAAUUAAUCGGUCAGAUGUUACUGAUGGAUUAAGAAGACAACUAAAAAAUAGUGUUGGCAAGAAGAAACAGCAAUUUAUUUUACAACAAGAAGAAAAAGAAAAUGAAAGUGAUGACAAUGAAGAAACAAAAUCUCAACUCUUAAUGAAAAAAAAGAAAUAUGUCAGUCCAAUUGAGAAGUUUAGACCAAAAACGAAACAAGACAAACAAGAAAAGAUAAAUAAACACAAAGAAGCUAAAGUUGAAAUAAAAGAAGAUCCAUCGAAAAAGAAUCGAUUUGAUGAUCAAGUAGAUCCCUUAACAGAUAUUAUAAAUGAAAAUAUUACUCAACCAACUAACAAUACAAUACAAGAAAAAGAUAUAAAUGAAAAUAAUGAUUUAAAAGAAGAAGAAGUUAUGAAAGAAAGUGAUAAUUCAGAAGAAGAAUUAAUUAAAGGAAAAAAAGAAAUUGAUAACUCCGAAAAAAAAUAUUCAAAGAAAACAUCACUUCAUUCAAUAAAUGAUGAAAUUACUUUAUUUGAAGAUGUUGAAGGAAAUAAAAAGGAAACUAAUACAAGAGAUAUUGGUGAAACAUUUUCUCAUACAUCACAACAAUCAAAUAAUCACUCAGAAAAACAUAAAAAUGAAAAAAAACCACGAAAAGAUGGAGAAGAAAAGAAAAGAAAGAAAACAAAAACAAGAAGUCGAAUGAAGAAUGUAAAAAAAGAUAAACGACCUGAUCAUUUGAAACCAUCAUAUCUUCAAAAUACUAAUAAUAAAUGA
This is a messenger RNA of Entamoeba nuttalli P19, 768 nucleotides long. RefSeq lists its product as hypothetical. The transcript has a single exon. The record is from RefSeq and is a predicted model, not a curated record. NCBI's taxonomy places the organism in Eukaryota, Evosea, Mastigamoebida, Endamoebidae. Bases 1 to 768 code for a protein of 255 amino acids.